AUGGCUCUGAGCCGCCCGCCAGCGUAUGAGGGUACGUCUCUACCCACCUCCCAAGCGAGGUCCGGUCCCAACGAAGCGCCCCCUAUAUAUUCAAUGGAUCAGCAGCAAGUUCCAGGAUCAUACGGUGGGCACUACAGCAUACAAGGUCCCCAGCGCGGAGGAUAUCAAGGCCCCCCAAAUGAGCCAUGGAUCGAGCGAGUCCUCGAUGAAAUGAAGGACAUGCUCCUUCUCCUUACCCCCCUGGGUCGAAUCACUUACGCCACACCAUCGUGCAAGCACAUCACCGGGCGUGCUCCGAAACAACUCGAGGGAAGUCUUCUGUCGCAAUACAUUCAUGAGGACGACCAGUCAAUCUUCCAAAGAGAUUUGGACGAUUCGGUCGCCGCAAACCAAUCGUUUCGGACCCAUAUACGUUUUCAAAAGGCCGGCAGCACAUACUGUCUCAUGGAGGCAUACGGUCAUCCGCAUAUCGCAAAUCAGGACGAGCGCCAGGGCGGAGGAAACACUCCAAUCCACGAGCGCUGCACCGGCUUUUUCCUCAUGUGCCGACCGUAUCCCAACAGGAUCUCGCAGUUGCUAGACUCAUUUUUGGAACAUAAGAUUGAGAAUGCACGCCUGAUUCAACAGAUUGCCAAACUGAAGCAAGAAGAGGAUGAAGAGGCGACCGCCGCGCGGGCAUCUUACUCCAAGGGCGACUCGGAUCGUCGUGCUCCCUUGGCCGAUACCCACGGCCAACACUCUGCUCCAGGGGAAAUAUCUAGCGAUCCUGAUACUACAGACACCGUGGCACCAAACUCGGACGAGUCCGAUACCAGCCAGUCAACAGACUCCUACCGAGAGCCCAACACCAGCGGAGCAUAUUCGCACAUCGACGGUAUCGAAAUUAUGACUGGUCUCAACUACGCAGAUGGCGAGAGAUCGCAGGGCCUCAGCACAGGUCUUAGCCGCGGUCGGCUUGUGCAUUGCGAUAUCGACAUUACUACAGCUGCUGACCAAGAGCGCACUGCUCAGGAAGGUGACCGGCGGAAGAGACUCAAGGCCCAACAUGUUUGUGGCGAUUGUGGAACUGCGGAUUCGCCCGAAUGGAGAAAAGGGCCUAAUGGGCCUAAGACCUUGUGCAAUGCAUGUGGCUUGCGCUGGUCCAAAAAAGAGAAGAAACGCCAGGAAUCGGCCUGA
This is a messenger RNA of Penicillium paradoxum, 1176 nucleotides long. Its product is annotated as GATA transcription factor LreB. NCBI's taxonomy places the organism in Eukaryota, Fungi, Ascomycota, Eurotiomycetes, Eurotiales, Aspergillaceae. Gene Ontology annotation, biological process: regulation of DNA-templated transcription. Gene Ontology annotation, molecular function: zinc ion binding; sequence-specific DNA binding; protein binding. The record is from RefSeq and is a predicted model, not a curated record. The transcript has 2 exons. Bases 1 to 1176 code for a protein of 391 amino acids.